Schizophyllum commune H4-8 is the source of this 1300-nucleotide messenger RNA. RefSeq lists its product as uncharacterized. Gene Ontology annotation, cellular component: nucleus. Gene Ontology annotation, biological process: positive regulation of transcription by RNA polymerase II; mitotic cell cycle. NCBI's taxonomy places the organism in Eukaryota, Fungi, Basidiomycota, Agaricomycetes, Agaricales, Schizophyllaceae. Bases 19 to 1230 code for a protein of 403 amino acids. The transcript is spliced from 6 exons. Gene Ontology annotation, molecular function: RNA polymerase II cis-regulatory region sequence-specific DNA binding; DNA-binding transcription factor activity, RNA polymerase II-specific. The record is from RefSeq and is a predicted model, not a curated record.
CCUUGUCCCCCGCCCGCCAUGUCGUCCCUCGGAAGAGAACGCAGGUCCUGGACCGCGCAGGAGGAUCAGCUGCUCAGGGAGGCCGUCGAGCUUGAGGAUCCCAAUAACUCGAACCCCUCGCGGUGGCAUGCUAUCUCCAAGCACGUCCCGGGACGCACGAACAAGGACUGCCGGAAGCGCUGGUUUGCAAAGAUGGCGACAGACGUCGUGAAAGGUGGUUGGGCACCCGACGAGGACGAGCGUCUGGUGAAGGCAAUUGAGAAACACGGGACAAGAUGGUCCCUUGUCGCCCAAGUCGUCCAGACGCGGAACAGCGAUCAAUGCGCCAAGCGGUGGACAGACACCCUGAAUCCCGCCAUAGAUCGCACUACGUGGACGGCGGCGCAGGACGAUCUGCUCAUCCGCGCUGUCAACGAACACGGCAAGGUCUGGACGAAGAUCGUCAAAACGUACUUUCCCGGCCGGACGGGGCUCGCAGCUAAGAACAGGUACAACAGCAUCACCCGCUUCGUCUCAACCUCAGCGACCCGUCCGCGCCGUGAUUCCGCCGCGCCGUACGAACGCCGCAAGAGCGUCUCUUCCGUGACCUCCGCUGGCAAUGCGUCCCCGUCCUCAAGCGCCGCACCACUGUCCCCCAUCAACCCUGACGCGACCUCUUCGCUCUCUUCCUGUAUAGCGCUCAAGCCCGAGCCGUCGUGGUCUGACCAGUUACCCCCGCUUCCCACGCCAUCACUCCCCGACCCGUCCAUGUGCGCCGCUAUGCCCAGAUCAGCGCAGUCCUCCGACAUCUUCGUUGGCACCAAGUUCGAGGCCAUGCGCUGCUUCCCCAUGCUUCCGAACGCCGCUAGCGCGUACGAGCAGGCCCUGCAGCGGCAGAACAUGGAGCUACAGCGCCGACGGUCUAUGCAGGAAAGCAUGCUCUCCAUGCCCAACGAUCUGUCAUUAGGCGCGUUCCCGCCGGCCACCAACGCCAGUCUCGACGAUCCGUUCUUCACGCAUGCUGGCGCUAGUAUGCUUGGGAGGGCUUCCAUGCCACCCUUCCCACCAGCUGGUCUCCCGCCUUUGGACCCAAGCUACUUCGACACGGCGCCAUAUUCUGUCCCUGUCAGCGCGCCGCAGCCUACGCUUCCGACAAAUCUCAACGCGAAUUGGUCUAGACAAUGGGACCCAUACGCGGCCGAACGGCAAUCGCAAGCGCAGACGAAUAAGUCGUCGAAUUACGUAUUCUAGCACCGUUGCCGUAUGCGGAGAGGGACAAGGCAUUGUGCUGACGAGCCCGCCUCUCUCGACAUAUCCCGGC